AUGCAGAUGAGCGUGCUUCUCGCUGGCUAUAUUGCCGCUGUCUUUGACGUUCAGGAUGCCUUCCUGUACUGGAACUUCUUCCUCGACCACACAGAAGAUUCUCAUCCACGAGCGUAUUACUAUCCGGGAUCGGGAUCAAUGGCCAUCGCGUAUCCCAAAGCCUCGUCGUCGCAGCAUCCUAUCAUUCUCGACUACCGAAUUAUCCGCCCCGGCUCUGUCGUCCCCGCUGUAUAUCGCCGUUUCAUGCACCCGCAACGCGUCGCCCUCAAGCAGACGUCACCCGCCGGCCCAAACCCCUCACUGCCGCGAUUAUACCCGCCGGUUUUCUUCCACAAUUUGCGAACUGGUCAACCUGGUAUUCCGCUAAGCGCCGCGUUCAACGGGUCAGCUCUGCAAGAAAUGGCCAACCUCGACCAGAUCGUCAGAAUCUCGGACAAGCAAUUCGUUGUCUUUGAGGUCGACUGGCCUGGAUACGACGUUGGGUUCGAGAAACAACUCAACCUCAAAGGCCAGCAAUCCGGCCCCACGAUGCGCUGGGCCAUUGAACGCGCAUUGGAUGUAGCAAAUGCGUUCUUUGACAAGUAUAAUGGCCGACCCUCGACACUUGCUGCGUGGACGCUCGGGUAUGGAAACAAUCCGUACGUGAUUACUCGGGAACGGGUACUGGUCAUCGGGUUGCUACAUGUUUCUGCCGGAAAGUGGAGACCGAUAUUGCAGCUUGACAACAUCAUUGUUUCUCCUCAUUGA
Molecule: messenger RNA, 747 nt
Organism: Peniophora sp. CBMAI 1063
Lineage: Eukaryota; Fungi; Basidiomycota; Agaricomycetes; Russulales; Peniophoraceae
Source: the annotation of a GenBank genome assembly